Neohortaea acidophila is the source of this 945-nucleotide messenger RNA. RefSeq names its product sphingolipid long chain base sensory protein. Gene Ontology annotation, molecular function: lipid binding. Bases 1 to 945 code for a protein of 314 amino acids. Gene Ontology annotation, biological process: eisosome assembly; endocytosis; negative regulation of protein kinase activity. Lineage: Eukaryota; Fungi; Ascomycota; Dothideomycetes; Mycosphaerellales; Teratosphaeriaceae. The transcript is spliced from 5 exons. The record is from RefSeq and is a predicted model, not a curated record. Gene Ontology annotation, cellular component: eisosome filament; plasma membrane.
AUGCGGGACGCGAUCAGGGCGCCAACGGCGGCGUCCAUCGAGAACCCGCUUGCUCCCGUCUCGCUGGCCAAGUCCCGGCGAUUCAUCAGCAACAACGUUGGACAUGCGAUUCGAAAGAGCACAGGAGGCGUCUUAGACCCAGUACUGGCCAAGAAGUUGGCCAAACUAAUUGCCAUGGAGAAGAAUACGCUGCGAAGCAUGGAGAAUGCUAGCACGGAGCGCAUGGAUGGAGCGCAAGCACUCUCCGCAUGGGCGGAAGAGCAAGAAGAUGAUGUGGCGGACGUGGUGGGCAAGAUGGCGGUAUUGAUCCACGAAGUAGGCGACCUUGAAGAUCAAUACGUCGACCGAUACGACCAAUACCGGAUCGCUUUGAAAGCAAUUCGCAACAUUGAAAAGGUGGUGCAGCCGGUUAGAGAUAAGCAAGAGAAGACCGCCGCUCAGAUUGCCAAUCUACGGGCUAAAGAAGAGCCCAACGCCGAGGAGCUGGAAUCUCUUGAACACGAGCUGGUUCGAACCAACGCCCAGCUGAUAGUUGCGGAGAAGCAGCUGUCGACCAUCACCCACGAGAGAGUGAAGUACGGGUUUGCAUACCAAUUUGACGCGAUGCAAGAGUUUGGCGAGAAGUUGGCCAUCAUUGCCGGGUAUGGCAAACACCUACUUCAGCUGGUACAAGACGUUCCCACGUCUCCCGAGGAAAACCAACCAACAUACUCCGCGCACGCGGCGAGCACUGCGAUCGUUGGCGAAUGUGAUCGUGCGCUCACGGCAUGGGUAGGCUCGCAAGCCGCCGUCACCACCGAGCUGCCCACUCGCCUGCGGUCUAUGGUGUCGGAGAGCGCUACAAACGGGGGCCCAGUCCCGCAGGAGAAAGCGUCAAAGCCGAGGAAUACACGACGCUGGUCUUCGGAUUCGGAAGGUAUCGUGGAAGAGCCAGUCCAUUUUUGA